UUAGAAAAGGAGGAACGUGUCGAUGACAGGAUGUUGGAAGUGGAACGAAAAAUUUGGCAAAUAGUGGGGACAACCGUUAUCGAUAUCCGAGGGCAACGUUGUCACUCUAAACGACUCGAUGCCACCGAAGGAAGACGUUUUCGCGGGUCAAGUCGGUUUGCACGAGCCGCAGCGAGCAUCACGUGGACGACAUCGCAAGAUCUUGGCCUGGGGCCUAGCAAUCGUUGAUUAUGCGACUGUUGUUCUGGAGCUUGCUCUGUCUCGGCCUCGUUAGCUCGGGGGAGCUCGUGACCGCUGCUAGAGUUACUAGAUCUCUGGCGUUCAAGAAGGGCAGUUCCUUUUUCUACAGAGUGAAUUACAAGAUCACCAUACUACCAAACACGCCGAUCUUCGCCCAGGCUGCGGGCUUCAAGAUGGCGUUCGAGCUGCCGACGGGAUCUGUCAGGGUAGGCAGGUCCAUCGUCGACGUGCACGAGGCUGCGGAGCUCGUGUACGAAAGUCACGGAUUCGACGGGAAGUCCUGUCUACUGAAGAACGUCUGCGAGGCAAUGGAGUACGCGAGUCAGAGAGAUGGAGUCAUAGCGAAGAUACUAAAGAUACUCAUGGGAUCUUACGCGAAUAAUGACGACGUGUCCAAGGAUUUGCUUUACUGCGACGUUCACGUCACGAAUUGCCCUCUACAGUUAAUUGGAAUUGAUAGUUUUAUAAGCGAAUAAAACAGGGGAUUCUCGGCGAUGCGAAAUAACGAACGAGUCUUGUUUGAGUAAUGUAAAUCUACCAGUCGAUAAGGGAGGUCGUCCUUGUGGCAAUGUAGAAUAUUCUACAUCACCAGCAAGUAUUAGGUUGUCCCAAAAGUUUCUUUCGUGAGUUUUAUUCAAUUAUUUUCUGUGGCAGUGUUUAUAUAAAUAGACGAUCUAAUUUCUUAAACAUUGAUGCUGUAACAGUAAUGAAGCGAAAUGAAUCGUACACAAUUCAGUGAUGUAACAUGAAACAUAAAAUAUUGUGUAUAUAUUAAUUACUAAUAAAACGAAAGAAACUUUUGGGACAAUCUAAUACUAUAUAUCGAGACAUAGAAUAGACAUUCGUGUAACGAAUAAACU
Hylaeus anthracinus is the source of this 1100-nucleotide messenger RNA. RefSeq lists its product as uncharacterized. The record is from RefSeq and is a predicted model, not a curated record. NCBI's taxonomy places the organism in Eukaryota, Metazoa, Arthropoda, Insecta, Hymenoptera, Colletidae. The transcript is spliced from 4 exons. The coding region runs from base 231 to 716 and encodes 161 amino acids.